Molecule: messenger RNA, 2027 nt
Organism: Durio zibethinus
Lineage: Eukaryota; Viridiplantae; Streptophyta; Magnoliopsida; Malvales; Malvaceae
Biological process (GO): attachment of GPI anchor to protein
Cellular component (GO): membrane; GPI-anchor transamidase complex
Source: RefSeq, a predicted model, not a curated record
UGUUUUUAGCCCAAUUUAACAUAGGCCAUUAACCCAAGAUCAACUUCAGCUAAGGCCGUGGCGGCGUCGUUUGAAACCACGCUUCACCGGGUUCAAGCAAUUCCCCAUCUCUGUCGAAAGAAAUCAAUCACAUAGAAAACCAGUGAAAUGGAGAAGCUGAAGAAGAAAACGCCAUCGUUUUCGUUUUGGAUUUGGGUGAUAGCAUCGAUCAUCUUCAGACUGAUUCUGAUUUACUUCCCCAAAAACCUGAACCUAUCUUCUCGUCCCGAAGUCUCCACUCCUCUCACCAGCUUCCGUCGCCUGGCUGAAGGUUACUGGUUAAAGCAGUCAUCUAUGUCUCCUUACGCAGGAUCUAUGUACCAUGGUUCCCCUUUGUUAUUGUCGCUUCUUGGACCGCUUACAGUUAAGAGAAUUGAAGGACAGCCUGAUCAUCUUUUGUACAGUUUGGUUUCUGUGAUUGCAGAUGUUUUUAGUGCAAUGCUUAUUCGUGCUACUGGACAGAAUCUUCGGCUUGCUUACCUUUUUAGUUUGGAAUCUUUAGACCUUGUUAAACAAAUAGAAGUUUCAGAGAUCCUUUCUUCUGGAGAUAUUGCCGCUCUUAUCUACUUAUGGAAUCCUUUCACAAUAGUUGCAUGUGUGGGCUUGUCAACAUCGCCAGUUGAAAAUAUGGCUGUCAUUUUGUGCCUUUAUGGAGCAUGUUCACGACUAAUUCCCUUGGCCGCUUUUGGAUGGGUCAUUGCAACUCAUUUGUCUCUUUAUCCUGCUAUUCUGAUCAUUCCGGUGAUCUUUUUAUUAGGAUGCGGUCCAGAUGCUCCUCCUAGGAAAUUGUUUCUGCAAAGGCACCAACAAGAAGAAGUGUUGAACCAGUCAAAGCUCCCUCUUGGCUUCUCAUGGAGACCAAUCAUUCAUUUUGCAUUUUGGGCUCUUCUGUGGUCAGUCUAUGUGUUGGUUCUUUGUGGCAUUUCUUUGAAACAGUUUGGUGGUAUAUGGGAAAUGUUUAAAAGCACAUAUGGAUUCAUCCUCACUGUGGAAGAUUUGUCUCCAAAUAUAGGCGUUUUAUGGUACUUCUUUGCAGAAGUUUUUGACUUUUUCAGGAACUUCUUUUUGAUAGUUUUCCAUGUGAAUAUUAUAUUUAUGAUAUUGCCAUUAGCCAUACGGCUUUGCCACCGGCCCUGCUUCCUGGCUUUUGUAUACAUUGCCAUAUUUUCCAUGCUAAAGUCCUACCCAUCAGUUGGAGAUUCAGCCCUGUAUUUGGGUUUGUUGGGUUGGUUUGUUAACGAAUUAGCAGAUAUGCAAUUCUCUUUCUUCCUCUUUUGUGGAUAUUUUGGGGUUUCUCUUCUCAGCCCUGUCAUGCACAACCUAUGGAUAUGGAGGGGCACUGGCAACGCAAACUUCUACUUUGCAACGGCUAUGGUUUAUGCUUGCUUGCAGAUUAUCCUAGUCGUUGAGGGUGUAAGUGCCAUGUUAAACCAUGACAGAAAAUUGAGAAACCUAACCACUGGCAAGCCCCGAGAUGCCAAAUCUUGAGUUCUUCUGACCAUGCCAUACAUAUUUCUGGUUCUUUAGCUUAUCUCUUGCCACUAUGAAGAUCCGUCGCAGCAGACUGGUGCAAUAUCUUAGCCGUCAGCAUUGUUGUAUCAGAAUCAUGCUUACCUCCAGUUAUAAUGCUUUUUUCUUAACAAUUUAGUGGUUAACAUGUGCCUUGAACCACCUGAUCUGUUGUUUUGAUUGCCCCGAUCACUUAUACAGUUUAUCAAGCUGUAUGUGAACUUGAAAAAAAAUUUUAUUAAAAACCAACAUACAAGUGAUUUCAUUUUUAUUAAAAGACACUUUUUAAAGCUUUUGUACCUGCAUUUUGAUUUAUAAUGUUCAAGGUAUUUUGAGAUAAGGAAGAUAAAUAAUAACGUUUAAUUGUGGUCUCCUUCAACCUCUCUCCAUGCUUUUUUUUUUUUCUCUUUCUUGUUAGGACAUUAAUUUUUGCUGUAAUAUUACAGGUAUUUAAUUAAUCUUUUGAGGGUUUGGUACAU